Molecule: messenger RNA, 1554 nt
Organism: Cordyceps militaris CM01
Lineage: Eukaryota; Fungi; Ascomycota; Sordariomycetes; Hypocreales; Cordycipitaceae
Exons: 1
Coding region: 1-1554 (517 amino acids)
Source: RefSeq, a predicted model, not a curated record
AUGGAUUCAGCACCCCUCAUCAAGGCGCACGACCACGCGCAGGCCGCCGCUGUCGCCACCCGCCAGUCGACUGACACCACCGUUGCCAUCAACGAGCACACCCUGGCCGCGGGCGAGUUUGCCAACGCCGCCCAACGGACGUCGAGUAUCGAGGCUCUCCGCACGCUCAAGCUCCUCGAGGCGCACCACCAGCGGCUCGCCGAGCUGCUCCGGCUGCCGCCCGAUGCGCACGCACGCGACACCGACGAAAAGGGUGUCUUUAGCGAAAAGGACGGCAACGAGGCCGCCGCUCACGCGGGCAGCAACCCGUCCUCGAUGGGCGGCGGAGCAGCAUCACCACGUUCGGCGACUGGCUCGUCGCCGCACAUGCCGGGGCUCGCGCAGCAGCGGCGCCACGCCGCGCGGGAAAUGUCGUCGUCGAUUGCGAGCAACCUGGCCUCGGCGCGUGGCAUCCGCGGCAAGUAUCGCGGGCAGCCACUCAGUCCCAGUGUCUCCAACGACCAAGCGCCCGGCAACGUCGACCCGCAUCCGCGCCGCGACGGCUCCCGGACCAAGAUGCAGACCCUGAUGGACCACCAGCCCGGCAAGCCGACCUGGGUGCCGCCCAUGCAGUCGUCCAAGUCCGACACACGCCACAGAUCCGUCUCGGCGCCCCAACAGCAAAGCUCAGAACCGAAUGCCGACGAAGUUGGGUAUGCGAGGUUCUACAACACCUUUGGCAGCCUCAUCAAUAAAAUUUCAGCGCCCUUGGCAUUUGCUGGCCUGCCACUCAUCCAAGAAGAGUCCAUCACAUCGGACAAGGAGGUGCCCGAGGCGACCCAACCAAGAAGGAAACCAAAGACGGUUCCGUCACCGAGUGCUGAGCCGGAUCUGUCCAAGAUAUACUCCAAGGCUACAAUGCGCAUAUUGGCGCGCGAGGGGCAUGCGCCUCAUGAGUCCUUCUACGUCGUACCCACAACCGGUCACACCAUGUCAUAUGCCAAUAUUCUUAGUUACGCUGAGAAGGAGAAGCGGCGUCUGGGCAGCUCUAUCCAUGGCAGUGCAGAGCCCGGGAUUGUAGAGGAGGAAGAUGAUGAUUUUGUGGAUGCACGCGAGCUUCCCGUCGCUCUAUCGCCUGGUGCGAAGCGGCGAGUUGGCAAAUCCUCCCAUACAGAACGGCAGCUCAACAACACCAUCGAGGAGCUGUAUACAGAAAACCAGUCCCUCAAGGACAUGCUAGACAAGCUGUCCAAGAGACUGCAUACGUUCGAAGCAAGCGCGCAAAGCUCCGCCAUGGCGCUGGCAGAAAGCUACCGCCUAAUGCGGCCUUGCUCGCCGAAUGCGUCGGCCAAACCCGACGACGGCGCCGCCGCCGCCAUGCUACGGAGGAGCGAGGAGAUGGAGGAGCAACUCAUAGCGUCCACGAAGCAGAUGGAACGUCUGGAAAAGGACAACCGUAAAAUGCAAAAGACGUUGGAAAAGUACAGAGAGAAGUGGGAGUUGCUCAAGGCUGGGGCGAAAGCGCGAAGAGACGGUCAGAAACCGGAUGCCACGGAAGAGGAUAGUCAGAGCUAA